Osmia lignaria (orchard mason bee) is the source of this 1626-nucleotide messenger RNA. Lineage: Eukaryota; Metazoa; Arthropoda; Insecta; Hymenoptera; Megachilidae. The record is from RefSeq and is a predicted model, not a curated record.
GUUGAACCUGGCUUCGGUCACUACAUCAACGGCUCCGCCGAUCGGCACUCUGCUUUCAGGCGCAUCGGUUACAACAUUAAGCCGGCGCGGCACCAAAAGUUUAAAUAUAAAGAUAUUCAAAUUCCCAACGCUUUGGGAAAUAUCUCAGUGACGUCUGAUACUCUCUGCUUCCACAACGCUCAGUAUCACUUGCAGCGUUAGGUAACCCACGAGAAAUGAUUAAAUUAUCUAUCUUAUGUACCUUCUACCAUGUAUUGGUACUUGGUUUGGUGUUUGCACAAAACGAAGGGCAAUCGAAUUGCACAUCACCGCACGGUGUGGUUGGCUGGUGCAUUGGAUUACGGCAAUGUCCCCAGCUGUUGACCAUCCUUCAAACCUCUCCGCUUAAGCCAGAAGCUAUAGAAUUUUUAAGGCAAUCACAGUGUGGUUUUGAUGGUAAUGAUCCCCGAGUUUGUUGCCCGAUUCAAAACGAAAACCCCGACCUUUCAGGCGGAGCCGAUGGGGCGAAAGAUGCUAACUUGCAGUUCGAUCUGUCCAAUAAUACUUUAUUACCCUCCGAUUGCGGCAGAGAUCUGUCUCAGAGAAUCGUCGGUGGAGAACGCACGGAUAUCGAUGAAUUUCCUUGGAUGGCGCUUCUGAUAUACAGUACACCAAACGGAGAGAGAGCAUCCUGCGGUGGCGCCCUCAUCAAUCAUCGUUACGUACUAACGGCAGCUCAUUGCCUGAGGGGCAAGAAUAUACCAAUCUCGUGGAGUUUGGCGAAAGUCCGAUUAGGCGAGUACGACACUAUCACCAAUCCUGACUGCAUCAAGGAUGACGAGAAUAGCAAGGUUUGCGCUGACGAUGCUAUCACUGUCGGCAUCGAGAAACAAAUCGCUCACGAAAAUUACAGACCACUGAGUCGUGAUCAAAAAUACGAUAUUGCUCUUCUAAGGUUAAACCGCGACAUUCCUUUCACGAAUUACAUUAAACCGAUAUGCUUACCAUCCAACGACGCUGUCGGUAAUAAACUGUUUGUUGCUGGUUGGGGAAAAACCGAGAAUGGAUUUUCCUCGAAUAUCAAGUUAAAAGUUUCUGUGCCGCUCGUCAGCAAGGAACAAUGCGAGCAGACAUACAGCACAAGACGAGUGACGCUAGGAUUCGGACAGAUUUGUGCCGGUGGUGUGAUAGACAAAGAUUCCUGCACAGGAGAUUCUGGAGGUCCUUUGAUGUGCGUGGAAAAAGGAAGUGAUGGUACCGGUCGAUGGACCGCCGUCGGUAUUGUCUCCUUCGGACCAACACCUUGUGGCUUCCCAGGUUGGCCCGUUGUUUACACCAGAGUGAUUGACUUUAUUCCAUGGAUACUCAGUAAAUUGGAAGCUUAAUACUGUGACACUCAGAUAAACGUUACUUUCGAACAUCAUAAAAUAACAAUUUCACGUUAUAAGACAAUAGCUUGAUGAAGAAAGAACAGUCGAUCAUGCUUGAAAAAACGAAUAAUUAGGGUAUAGUCUGUUAAGGUGGUUAAAAGUGCCUCUGAACCAAAUUCGACUUGCGAUGAAUCAUUCGGUAGCUUAUCAUGAAAAAACAGUCUGUGCCAAGUUUCAGCCUUGUAUCUCAUCUGGGGGGGGGGGGGGGGGGGGGGGG